ACCUUAAUUUCGUUCACUUUUCUUCCAUAUUCAUUAAUGUUGGAAUUUACACGACUCCCUUUCGAACUACUUUAUUCAAUUUUUCAUGAACUUGAUGUACCAGAUUUACUUAGUUUCGCAAGAGUUUCACGUUAUUAUAAAAUCUUAUCUGCUGACAAUGGAGUUUGGAGUCAAAUGGCUUUAAACCAUUGGGAAAAUAAAGAGGGAAUGAGAGAAGUAUGCGAGAAGAAUCGCAGAUUUUGGUUUAAAAGUCAUGGUGUCUGGAAACGUGUUUAUGGCUUAGUUGAGAAAGAAGCAAUGCGAACUUCAUUGGACGCGAAUGACUUGGUUGAAAAUACUUGGCAUUGUGCGCCUAUUGAUAAUCCCAGGGACACGUUAGUAGAAUUCUAUCAGGACGGUACCUACAUUCAUCGUCAUGAACCUUUUAAUCCGUCUUUUUCGUGGUCCAUUACUGGUGAUGGAUCUAUAUAUUUGAACCAAAAACCUUUUAGAUCGUACAGGUGUCCUAAUUGGAAUUUAAUAAUUUCAAAUGACUGCUUGGUUUUUAAAUCAUCCGGUGCUGAAAGUUUUAAAAGAAAAUUAAGAGAAUUUAAAUUGAUUGAUCCCGAGAAUUGA
Molecule: messenger RNA, 615 nt
Organism: Dentiscutata erythropus
Lineage: Eukaryota; Fungi; Glomeromycota; Glomeromycetes; Diversisporales; Gigasporaceae
Source: the annotation of a GenBank genome assembly